Molecule: messenger RNA, 955 nt
Organism: Notechis scutatus (mainland tiger snake)
Lineage: Eukaryota; Metazoa; Chordata; Lepidosauria; Squamata; Elapidae
Product: olfactory receptor 12D1-like
Biological process (GO): G protein-coupled receptor signaling pathway
Cellular component (GO): membrane
Molecular function (GO): G protein-coupled receptor activity; olfactory receptor activity
Source: RefSeq, a predicted model, not a curated record
AUGAAGAACAGGACAGAAGUGUUCAUUUUUCUGGGUCUAACAAAGGACCACAGGCUACAACAGGUCUUCUUCACAUUUUUCCUGCUGUUCUAUGUAGCCUGUUUAUUAGGAAAUGGGGCCAUUCUGGGAGUCACCUUGGUUGAGCCUCGUCUCCACACACCCAUGUAUUUUUUUCUGGGGAACCUUUCUUGCUUGGAUAUAUGCUACUCUACUGUGACUGUGCCCAAAAUGCUAAGCGGCUUCCUUAGAAAGAAUCAGUCAAUCUCCUUUAUUGGCUGCCUCACUCAAUUGCACUUUUUCCACUUCCUAGGCAGUAGUGAGGCUGUACUGCUGGGUAUCAUGGCAUAUGAUCGAUACGUAGCUAUUUGUCAUCCUCUGCGUUAUACUGUCAUCAUGAGUAAAUGGGCUUGUAUUACUCUAGCUGGGACCACAUGGGCUGCUGGCUUCUUUCAUGCCUUGAUGCAUACAGUGGUGACUUCUCAGCUAUGGUUCUGUGGCCCUAAUCUUAUUGCACAUUUUUUCUGUGACAUUAAACCCCUACUUAAAUUAGCUUGCAGUAGCACAACCCUCAACCUCAUCCUGCUGAAACUUGUCACUGGUUCUAUUGCUCUGAGUCCUUUCUUUUUCACACUUCUCUCCUAUUUUUACAUCAUCUCCUUCCUCUUCUUCAAGGUUCAGUCAUGGCGGAACCGUUGGAAAGCCUUUUCCACCUGUGUAUCCCAUCUGAGUGUGGUGGCCAUCUUCUAUAUUCCAGUACUUUCCAACUACAUGGUUGCUUCUGCUAGUGAUUCUUCUGAAAAUGAUAUGAUCAUUUCUGUAUUAUACAGUAUAAUAACACCUGUUUUAAAUCCUCUGAUCUACACACUGAGGAAUCAAGAAGUCAAAUUUGCUAUAAGAAAGAUUAUAAACAAAAAUCUUCAUUUUGAAAGGGAUUAAAUGCCUGUAUCUUUGAAAA